ACAUUGAGUUACCGCUUUAUUAAAUAUACAAAGCAUAAGGAAGAGAAAGAAAAUGGCAAAAUCAACCCAUCAGCAAUAACACCACCACGCCACCACCUAUAAACUCCGCUACCACCAUCUCCCCACCGCCCACCACCACCACCACCACCAAAGAGAAAUGCCGAGUGGUGUAUGCCCGUGUUUCUUUGGGAGCCGAGUCACUGACUCGGACGGUGACUCGGCGGAUAGGGACCCGGUGGUGCUAGUAUCGGGUAUGGGAGGGUCCAUAUUAAACUCAAAGUCCAAGAACAGUUUAUUCGGUUUUCAAACUCGGGUUUGGGUCAGGAUUUUCUUGGCUGAUUUGGAGUUCAAGCGCAAGCUUUGGUCCAUCUAUAAUCCCACCACUGGUUAUACUGAGGAAUUGGACAAAAGCUCGGAAAUUGUAGUGCCUGAUGAUGAUCAUGGAUUGUAUGCUAUUGACAUUUUGGACCCUUCAUUGUUUGUGAAAUUUGCCCAUCUGACAGAUGUGUACCAUUUCCAUGAUAUGAUUAAUAUGCUCGUUGAAUGCGGAUAUAAGAAGGGCACCACAUUGUUUGGCUACGGUUAUGACUUCCGGCAAAGCAAUAGGAUUGAUAAAUUGAUGGAUGGUCUUAAAGUAAAGUUGGAGACUGCGUAUAAAGCGUCUGGAGGGAGACAAAUCAACUUGAUUUCACAUUCAAUGGGUGGAGUAUUAGUCAAGUGUUUCAUGGCUCUAUAUCCUGAUCUUUUCUCCAAGUAUGUAAACAAGUGGAUUUGCAUAGCUUGUCCGUUUCAAGGUGCACCAGGAUGCAUCAAUGAUGCGAUCUUAACUGGGCUACAAUUCAUUGAAGGUUUCGAGAGUUACUUUUUCGUGGGAAGAUGGACCAUGCACCAACUGGUGAUAGAGUGUCCGGCUAUAUAUGAGAUGUUGCCAAAUCCAGUAUUUGAGUGGAAAGAGGUUCCUAAAAUCUGUGUUUGGCGUAAGGCAUCUCCAAAUCAUGAAGAUGACUCGUCUCUUGCGAAGUUCGAAUCAUAUGAUCCACUUGAAAGUAUCAGUCUCUUUGAAGAGGCUUUGAAGGAUAAUGAGCUUAACUAUAACGGGAAAAUGGUUGCUCUUCCCUUCAACAAUGCUAUUCUCAAAUGGGCUGCUGGCACUCGUCAACUCCUCAACAAAGCUAAAAUGCCAGAAGGAAUUAGCUUCUAUAACAUCUAUGGAACUUCAUUUGACACCCCUUUUGAUGUUUGCUAUGGCUCAGAAACUUCUCCUGUUGACGACUUGUCAGAAAUAUGUCAUAUAUUGCCUGAAUAUUCUUUUGUGGACGGCGAUGAAACUGUUCCAGCUGAAUCAGCACAGGCUGAUGGAUUUGAUGCUGUGGAAAGAGUAGGAGUUGCUGCUAACCAUCGAGCACUUCUGCGUGACGAUACGGUAUUCGGGCAUAUACAGAAAUGGUUGGGUAUAACGAGCCCGAAGGCCCACAAGCAUGUAAAAUGUUCAAGAACAGCCAAAGUCAUGGAUGCUUCUGUAUCAUGAUAUACUAGAAAGCAGAAACACUGCAGGAACUGUAGGCAUUUACAAGGAGUCAGUUUUAUUUCCAUAAAUUGCUUCAACAUAAUACUCGUGUAUAAUUGGACUAAUUGUAUACUUGUAUUAUUAUUUAUAAGUUUAUAACCAACCAAGAAAGUUACGCAGGUCUACGCUUGAGUCAUUCUCGAUCAAUUCGCAGCUGAUAGGACUCGACCUGAGUUCCCCACCAAUGUGUUGGGUUACGCCUGGGAGCAUGAUGUGUAUUAUACAUAGAUGUUUUUUGUUAUCUUAUUUUCACGUCUUUUAUUUUGAGCGGCACAAUCUUUUAUAUUGAAUUGUAUGCUAUUUUUUUAUGAAUAAAGAUUAAAUGCAGAGUAUGUUCUUUCUUCA
Spinacia oleracea (spinach) is the source of this 1912-nucleotide messenger RNA. RefSeq names its product phospholipase A(1) LCAT3. Bases 158 to 1528 code for a protein of 456 amino acids. The record is from RefSeq and is a predicted model, not a curated record. The transcript has 11 exons. Gene Ontology annotation, biological process: lipid metabolic process. Lineage: Eukaryota; Viridiplantae; Streptophyta; Magnoliopsida; Caryophyllales; Amaranthaceae.